This is a messenger RNA of Gymnogyps californianus (California condor), 2259 nucleotides long. RefSeq names its product WAS/WASL interacting protein family member 3 (gene WIPF3). The record is from RefSeq and is a predicted model, not a curated record. Gene Ontology annotation, molecular function: actin binding. The coding region runs from base 103 to 1530 and encodes 475 amino acids. The transcript has 8 exons. Lineage: Eukaryota; Metazoa; Chordata; Aves; Accipitriformes; Cathartidae.
CCGCCCCGGCCCCAAAGGCACCGACACCGGCACCGGCCGCCGAGCAGGACAUAGACUUUGGCUAUAUUUUUCAUAACUGCGUGAAGCUAGAAAUCUUAACGGAUGCCUGUGCCACCGCCACCACCACCACCACCUCCUCCACCUCCUCCACCGCCUUCUGGAGGGCCCCCUCCACCACCGCCUCUGGCAAGUUCAGAGAUACCAAAAUUGCGAAAGGAAGACCAAAAAGCACGAAAUGCGCUCUUAGCUGAUAUCCAGCAGGGAACUCGCUUAAGAAAAGUGACUCAAAUCAAUGACCGCAGUGCACCACAGAUUGAAAAACCCAAAGGAACUAACAGAGAUGGAGUUAAUCCAGCCGUUAAUAAAGGCGGCUCUCAGCAGCCUCUGGGAGGCUUAUUUGCUGGUGGCUUUCCUGUUCUCAGACCAGCAGGCCAGAGGGACGUGCCAGCUGGGAGGCCUGGGCAGCUUCCUGGAGUCCGAGCCGCAGCUCCCAAGACCUCCGCCCCACCGAACAGCAGCACUGCCAAGGCGAGCAGUAACUCCUCGCAUCCAGCCGAAGGCCCAAGGGCAGCUGUCCCACCAGAGCCUCCCAGCACCUCCCGAGCCGGAGCUGGAGCCGGAGCAGGAGCCGGAGCAGGCCCGGGGCGACCCAGCCUGCCCGCCCCUCCUCCACCGCCUCCUGCUUCCAGCAAACCUUCCCUCACUUUCCCUCCUCCUCCCGCUCUCCCCCCUCCAGCCGAGCGCCCUCCCAAGGGGGUGUCCCCCAGCGCUGCUCCUCCGCCCUUGCUCCCUCCUCUUCAGGCUGACAAACCCACAAAGUUUCAAGCAGGCGCUUCACACGCGCCCCCACCGCCCCCUCCUCCUCCUCCUCCUCCUCCCCCCCUGCCCCUGGUUCCCCCUUGCGGGUUUCCGGGCAGGACAACAGAUGUCUCUGCUGCUGCUUCCUCCCCAUCUGAAGGAAGGGAUUGUCCACCUCCCACACCGCCCCCCCCACCUCCUCCUCCGCCACACACCCACUCCGUGACCUCAAACAGGCUCUCCUUGCCACCCUCCCCAGCCUUUAACAGUGCUGUCAGCAGUGCUGACGUGCCCCCUCCGCUGCCCCCCAAGUCUCCCCACCUGCUGUCGCAGUUCCAUAAGCCCAGCAGUAUUCAGUCGCUGCCGCUUCCUCCCACCCCCGGCCUCCCUCAGCCCGUGGCGGUGGCGGAGACCAGGAAGAAGAGACCCGGCCGAGGCGCAGGAACCGGUGCUGGGAAGCUAGUCACACCUCCACAGCCACCAGCAAGAUCACCAACAACUGAACUUACGAGCAAGUCUGGAGUCUCAGCCUGGGCUACAGCUCAUGACCCCUACCCACCACUUAGAAAUGGAAAUAUGCACAUCAUUGAUGACUUUGAAUCUAAAUUUACUUUUCAUUCUGUGGAAGAUUUCCCCCCACCUGAUGAAUUCAAGCCAUUUCAGAAAAUAUAUCCCAGCAAGAUAGCUAGAGAUCCCUCUAAAAAUCCUCCAUUAAGAACACAUGUGAGAUGAGAAGAGUCUUCUGAUGCUCUCUGGAUUAGUAUUAAAAAAGGAAAACAUCAAGACAAUAUAUAAAACAAAAGGGGUCCCCAUUACAGUGAUAGAAAUUAUAUUUGAAUUGCAAGUGCUGCAAUGUUAACAUUUCUAUAAACUGGAAAAGCGAUGUAAAUGAUACUUUUUGAACUGGCCUGCAUACUAGAGGAAUGUUAGUACAGGCUUUUAAAUUAUUGUAUAUAGGUGGAUAUUUUUUAAGCAAAGCAGCAUAAAAUUUAAAUUCUUUGUAGUUUUGAAACAGUUCUCAUUCUUAUCAUGCUGACAGAUGUUACCUCGGAAUACUUUUUGCAUUACAUGCCUGUAGUUCAUUUUUCCCCUUCCAUCAUAAUUUUUAAGUAUUUGGGAAAUUCUCCAGUUAUUAUUCAGACAUUUUUCAAUGAACUAUCAGAAACUAACGUGCUACCUUUAGUCUCUCUGUAUGUUUCUUCACUUCUUCUAUUCUGCCUAUCCUCAGAUUGCAGCAGAAUGUCACUUUCAUGAACAGAUGGGCCCACAAUCCUUUUCUCAUCAAGCAUGAAGAGGAAAGAGAUGACAAGGAGCUGUGGCUGCUGUUGAGCCUACCUCCUAUUGAUUACAGAUCCUUAUAGGAUAGUGUCUGAAGAAGCCCAGCUGGGUAGGGUGGUCAUGGACUUGACAAAGAAGACAGAACUUUUCCAAACUGGAGGAAAAGAAAGGUGUUCUACUGUA